GCCACGCCCGGCUCCCCGGGGUGCUGGGGGAGGGGAGAGGCGCGGAGAGAAGAGAGGCCGGGCUUAUUACUGUGGGGCUCCAUGACUGGGGCACAAGACGCACAAACUGCUUGGGGAAAGGGUUCUAACUAAACGCGGAUAGUUCCUUCCUUGUGUGGAAACUGAGGAGACCUUCAGCCGCCGACAGGUGAGAGGUCUCUCCUGCUCUUACUCCAUUGAUUGGAACUUUGUGUGUCUUGUGGAACUACAAGCACCAGCAUUCCGUGUGGUCGGAUUUAUAGGGUUCCUUCUGUGACCAUCCUCCCUGCUUGCCGAAAUGUCUUCCAGGCCGUUUGAAAGUCCGCCACCUUAUCGACCAGAUGAGUACAAACCAUCUCUCUAUGCCCCCAGUCAAGACAUGUACGGGGGGAAGAUGCCCUCUCAGCCUGCAUAUUCCUAUUAUGCAGAGGAUGAAAUCCAGCACUUCUACAAAUGGAGUUCUCCACCAGGAGUCAUCAAGAUAAUGGCCAUCCUCAUUGUUGUCAUGUGUGUAGGAAUCUUUGCAUGUGUAGCCUCCACGUUACCAUGGGACCUGGAUAUCAGUGGAAAUUCUAUGGGAUAUGGCAUGGGGUAUUCUGGGGGUUAUUCUGGUGCAUACAAUGGCUAUGGUUUCGGAACAUCUCAGAUGGGCUAUGGCUUUGGUUAUGGAGGAAACUAUACUGAUCCCCGUGCAGCGAAAGGGUUCAUUCUUGCCAUGGCUGCAUUUUGCUUUAUUUGUGGUAUGGUAAUAUUUGUAAUGACCACAACAAGGACAGAUAUGUCUACCACUAGGAGAUUCUACCUGAUUGUCAUGAUUGUCAGCGGAAUCCUGGGAGGAUUGAUCUUCAUCGCUACAAUUGUCUAUAUCAUGGCUGUGAAUCCUGUCGCUCAAGCAUCUGGAUCAGCUUUCUACAACCAGAUUGUAUCGCUAUGUAGCCAGUUCUAUUCUCCUGUAACUACUGGAGUGUUUGUUAAUCAAUAUCUCUACCAUUACUGUGUGGUAGAACCACAAGAGGCUAUUGCCAUUGUCCUGGGGUUCCUUAUAGUUGUAGCAUUUGCCAUUAUCAUAUUCUUUGCUGUGAAAACAAGGAGGAAGAUCAACAACUAUGGGAAGCAGAACAUUUUAUGGAAAAAAGAUAAGACUGCGGAAGAGGGAGAUCCUAACGUGGAGGAAUGGGUGAAGAAUGUGACAUCCGAUCCUGAGCAGGUACCGGCCAUGUCUGAAUACAACGAGAAGGUCAAUGGAUCUAUUAUGGAGCAUAGAAGUGUGAAUGGUCUUCAAGCUUAUUCAGAGCACAGCUUCAGGUCACACCAAAUCCAAGAGGAGGUGUACCCAGUGAAAAAUGAAUCUGGCUAUUCACCAAAUGUUUACAGCAGCAGCUCUGAAGCCAGCAAGAAAGCGCCACGAAAAAAACGGCCAGGUAGACCCAGAAAAUCUCCCAAUGACUAUGACACGGAUUAUACAACAGGAGGAGAGUCUGCUGAAGAACUGGAGGAUGAUGACUGGGAAAGUGAAUACCCUCCCAUCACAUCAGACCAGCAGAGGCAAGAGUACAAACGAGAGUUUGAUGCCAAUCUGCAGGAAUACAAGAAGUUACAAGCAGAGCUGGAAGAUGUCUCCAAAUCCUUGGCUCAGCUUGAUCAAGAGCUGGAUGAACACCCAGAAGGCAGCCAGUCAUACAAGGCUAUUGCUGAUGAAUAUAAUCGCUUAAAGGAUAUUAAAUCGUCUUUCGAUUACAAGAACAAGAGGAAACACUGCAAGCAGCUAAAAACCAAACUGAACCACAUCAAGAACAUGGUUAGCGACUAUGACAGGAGCAAAUAAAAGCAACAUGAUUCCAAGAUCUGGGAACAUAACAAGAACUUUCCCACGUUUUGACUUUCAGAAGAGGUCACCAGCAACUACAUAGUUAAUAUGGUUGUGUUUUUCAUGCUUUUCUAACUGAUGUAUAUCCCCAACCCCCAAGUUUUAAAAUGUACAUAAGUUUAUAUUUAUAUGGUGUUUAAGGAUAAUGUGUGUGUUUUUUUUUAAUGCAAGUACUAGUCCUUUUUAUACCUAAAUUUUACUGCUGGCCUUCCCAGUAUCUGAGGUCUUCCUGACAGAACAUUCACUGGCACUUUUUCUUUUGACCUUGAAAUGUCACUGACACUGUGAGAGUCAGAUCCUUCCAUUUCCUAGAAGACAUGGUAGGCAUCUGUAAAUUGCAAAGAUAUUUUUCAACAGGUUUUGGCUACAGACACUUCUGGUCACUAGAAGCACAAUGGGGGAUGAUUUAGUAAGACUGGUGAAUUACACAAUGGUGUUAAUUUAAAGUCCUCAGGGGUAAGAUGUGUCCGGUUUAUUAAAAGGCAUAAAUGUUGAAAAAUUUGGUGCAUCUUUCUUUGUGUUCAUGCACCAGACUAUGAACUGGAGUAGAUUUUGAAUUUAGUUAAAGGGGUAUUCUGGUUUUAGACAUUUUAUCUCCUAUCCAAAGGAUAGGGGAUAAGAUAUCAGAUCGCAGGGGGUCUGCCCCCCCCAUGAUCUCCCUGCAGCACCCACACUAUGUGCGGAACUGCAUCUCCAGGCUCGGAAACCGCAAGUUUCUGGAACUGGAGACGUGACUUAACACCACGUCCCCCUCGUCGCGUCACAACCCCCUACAUUCAGGUCUAUGGGAGGGGCGUGUCAUUACGUCACAUCUCCAAUGCCAAAAAUGUACGGUUUCCGAGCCUGGAGAAGUAGCUUCGCACAUAAUGCUGGUG
Molecule: messenger RNA, 2760 nt
Organism: Hyla sarda
Lineage: Eukaryota; Metazoa; Chordata; Amphibia; Anura; Hylidae
Gene: OCLN
Product: occludin
Exons: 9
Coding region: 317-1843 (508 amino acids)
Biological process (GO): bicellular tight junction assembly
Cellular component (GO): cytoplasmic vesicle; apical plasma membrane; bicellular tight junction
Source: RefSeq, a predicted model, not a curated record